This is a messenger RNA of Ceratotherium simum simum (southern white rhinoceros), 2440 nucleotides long. RefSeq names its product RAB, member RAS oncogene family like 6 (gene RABL6). The record is from RefSeq and is a predicted model, not a curated record. Gene Ontology annotation, molecular function: GTP binding. Lineage: Eukaryota; Metazoa; Chordata; Mammalia; Perissodactyla; Rhinocerotidae. Gene Ontology annotation, cellular component: nucleus; cytosol.
ACGCCGCGCCCCGCAGGCGCCAAGAUGGCAGCGCUGACGGGCGGAGGGUGGCCGCUCUGGGGGCCGCGGGAGCCGGAGCGGAGCCGCCGCGGCUGAGCCCCCGAGCCGCCCUCGAGGCGGGCGCACGGCUGCCGGGCCCCAGGUCAUGGUGCGAUCCGCGCCGCGCCGCCGCCGCCGCCGCCGCUGAGCUCGCGGGCCGCGCCGGGCUCGGACGUGGGAGCGGGAAGAUGUUUUCCGCGCUCAAGAAGCUGGUGGGAUCGGAGCAGGCUGCCGGCCGCGACAAGAACAUCCCCGCCGGGCUGCAGUCCAUGAACCAGGCGCUGCAGAGGCGCUUCGCGAAAGGCGUGCAGUACAACAUGAAGAUAGUGAUCCGAGGAGACAGGAACACAGGCAAGACCGCGCUGUGGCACCGUCUGCAGGGCAGGAAGUUUGUGGAGGAGUACAUCCCCACGCAGGAGAUCCAGGUCACCAGCAUCCACUGGAACUACAAAACCACUGAUGAUAUUGUUAAAGUGGAAGUCUGGGACGUAGUCGACAAAGGAAAAUGCAAAAAGCGAGGCGAUGGCUUGAAGAUGGAGAACGACCCCCAGGAGGCGGAGUCCGAGAUGGCCCUGGACGCCGAGUUCCUGGACGUGUACAAGAACUGUAACGGGGUGGUCAUGAUGUUCGACAUCACCAAGCAGUGGACCUUCAACUACAUUCUCCGGGAGCUUCCCAAAGUGCCGACACACGUGCCUGUGUGUGUGCUGGGGAACUACCGAGACAUGGGCGAGCAUCGCGUCAUCCUGCCUGACGACGUGCGCGACUUCAUUGACAACUUGGACAGGCCCCCAGGCUCCUCCUACUUCCGCUAUGCUGAGUCCUCCAUGAAGAACAGCUUUGGCCUGAAGUACCUUCAUAAGUUCUUUAAUAUUCCAUUUCUGCAGCUUCAGAGAGAGACGCUGCUGCGGCAGCUGGAGACAAACCAGCUAGACAUUGACGCCACGCUGGAGGAGCUGUCAGUGCAGCAGGAGACUGAGGACCAGAACUAUGACAUCUUUCUCGAGGUGAUGGAGGCACGCAGCCGCGGCCACGCGUCCCCACUGGCAGCCAAUGGGCAGAGCCCGUCCUCGGGCUCCCAGUCUCCAGUGGUGCCUCCCAGCGCCAUGUCCACAGGGAGCUCCAGCCCCAGCACACCCCAGCCGGCCCCGCAGCCACCCCUCCAUGCCCCCUCAGCCUGCCCCUCCCCCCCAUCCCCACCAGAGGUCCUGCUGCCCCCUGCACCCCCCGCGGUCCCUGCCCCGCCCCCGAGGCGCAGCAUCAUCUCCCGGCUGUUUGGAACCUCACUGGCUGCCGAGGUGGCCCCUUCUUCCCCAGAGCCAGCCACAGCUGCAGAGGCCCCAGCAAAAGUCCAGAAUGUGGAGGAUUUUGUUCCUGAAGACAGCCUUGACCGCAGCUUCCUGGAGGACACAGCCCCCCCAAAGGACGAGAAGAAAGUUGGAGCCAAGGUUGCUCAGGACAGCGACAGCGAUGGGGAGGCCCCAGGAGGGAACCCGAUGGUGGCAGCUUUCCAAGACGACGUGGACCUUGAAGAUAAGCCGCCUGGCCGGCCCCUGCUGCCCACAGGCCCUGUCCCCAGGGAAAACAUAACUCUUUCCAGUGAGGAGGAAGCAGAGGAGGUGGCAGGGCACCCCAAUGCCACUGUCCUGGCUCCCCAGAAGUGCUCUGAGCCAGAAACCAAACGGUCCUCCACAAAGGCCUCAAGGCCGCACAGGGGCGCAGCUCCCAGGGCUGCGGAGCCCCACUGGCCAGGUAGCACCAAGCCCCCAACAAAGGGCUCUCAAGGGCAGGAGGAGGGGAAGGGCGAGCAGGCAGUGUCAUCAGAGAGUGAUCCCGAGGGGCCCAUCGCUGCCCAGAUGCUGUCCUUCGUCAUGGACGACCCCGACUUCGAGAGUGACUCGGACAUUCAGCAGAGAGUGAAUGAGUUUCCAGUGCGAGAGGACCCCUCUGACGUGACGGACGAGGACGCCAGGCCUGCCCAGCCGCCCCCACCUCCCAAGCCCCCCAUCCCCUCCUUCAGACUGAAGAACGACUCGGAUCUCUUCGGGCUGGGGCUGGAGGAGACGGGCUACAAGGGGAGCAGCGGUGAAGAUAAGGAGGGCAGGCCUCCCUUGAAGGAGGAGAAGAAGAAGAAGAAGAAGAAGAAAAGCAAAGAGGAGGAAGAGAAGGCGGCGAAGAAGAGGAGCAAGCACAAGAGGAACAGAGACAGAGAGGAGGGCCGGGAGGAGCGGCGGCGGCGGCGCGGCACCGAGAAGCCGAGGACGGCCGUGGACGAACUGGAGGCCUUCCUGGGGGGCGGGGCCCCGGGCGGCCACCUCCGCGGGGGCGGGGACUAUGAGGAGCUCUAGGCCUGGCCGCCAAUGACUGGGGCCGGGUGGGGCGACACGCCCGCCACGGUUUG